This is a messenger RNA of Solanum pennellii, 1630 nucleotides long. Its product is annotated as probable WRKY transcription factor 53. The coding region runs from base 238 to 1320 and encodes 360 amino acids. The record is from RefSeq and is a predicted model, not a curated record. Lineage: Eukaryota; Viridiplantae; Streptophyta; Magnoliopsida; Solanales; Solanaceae. Gene Ontology annotation, biological process: regulation of DNA-templated transcription. Gene Ontology annotation, molecular function: transcription cis-regulatory region binding; DNA-binding transcription factor activity. Gene Ontology annotation, cellular component: nucleus. The transcript is spliced from 3 exons.
AUUCAUUCAACUUCUCCAUCAAAUUUCACAAAAACUCAUCAACAUUCUAAAAUCCCACAAAAAAAAAAAAACUUACUCCAUUUCCCAAGCUUGUGUUCGUUUCUCGAAGUAACUUGCUCGUUGAUGACAUUCUGCUCGUAAGUAGGUUCACAUCGUGUCAAGUGUAUUACACCAAUUGAACGCCUUUCUAGACUUCAGAAUAGCUCCCCCUUUACUUCUCCGAUUUCGUCUUUCAAAAUGGAUUGUGCAUCCAACUGGGAAUACAAGACACUCAUCAAUGAGCUAACUCAAGGGAUUGAACACACAAAGCAACUUAGAGAACACUUCCACUCUACAGCUUCAACUUUUGAGAAUCAAGAAUUGCUUCUUCAGAAGAUUCUUUCUUCUUAUGAGCAAUCUCUGUUGAUUCUCAACUGGGGUGGCUCAACAGUACAAUCCCCGCCGGCUCUACCACCAUCAGCUGGUGCAAUCGAGUAUUCGGUAUCCGUUAAUGGAAGUCCUAAGAGUGAUGACAAGAAAAGGAGUGACCAAGAUCAGCAUGCGCUCAUUAAUAUUUCAAAGAAGAGAAAAUCACAGCCCACAUGGACUGAACAAGUCAAAGUCAGCGCGGAGAGCGGAUUUGAAGGUCCUACUGAUGAUGGAUAUAGCUGGAGAAAGUACGGACAGAAGGAUAUUCUAAGAGCUAAAUAUCCUAGAAGCUACUACAGAUGCACCUAUCGUCACAUGCAAAACUGUUGGGCAACAAAACAUGUGCAGAGAUCAGAUGAUGAUCCGACUGUAUUUGAUAUCACAUACCGAGGCUCCCAUAAUUGUCAUCAUGCUACUUAUUCUGCACCACAACCAACAUCGCCAGAGAAACAAGAAUUCGAAAACCAAGCCGUUUAUCCAACAGGGCAGCAAUAUUCAAAUCAAGUGUUGAUGAAUUUGAGAGCAAACCUGAGAGUCAAUACUAAUGACUUGGACGAGAAUGACCCAGCAGCAUGUCAUUUCUCCUUUGUUCCAACAUUUUCUUCUGGUAUGACAGACGAUAAUCGACAUUUCCAGAUUUCUCAUGUCGAUGACAAUCUGAUAGGUAGCGGCUAUUCACCGUCUUUUGUCUCUCCUACUACCCCUGAAUCAAACUACUUCUCAGUCUCAACCAGCAGCCAGAUGAAUGGUUAUGGAAUGGUUCAUAACUUGCACCAUUCGGAAUCAGACCUCACUGAUAUAUUCUCAGCCAACACUUCCACAACGAGUUCUCCAAUUGUGGGUGAUUUUUCACUUGACCAUUUGGAGCUGGAUCCAAACUUCCCAUUUGGUAACCCCAAAUUUUUCUCAUGAACCUAUACGGUAAUACCCUAGAAAAAGGACAAUAAAGACAAACAGUUAGGAUGUUAUCACCAAGUUACUUUAUUGAGGUCGAUGAUCCUUCCUUUAGGAAUUAGUAUAGAUAUUAUUGUAAAAAUUAACAACAAAUUAGCCACGUAUUAGAAACUAGCUAUCGUAUUUGUACCAAUAGUCUACUGUGUCAAGGGCUGAAACUUCCAGUAUUAGACAUCAAGCUGCUAAGUGAAAUUAAAGCAUAUUCUUGGUUAUUGAACAUUCAAGAUUUUUAAUAAACUACAGACAAACUAUGUCGAGUUUAUCUUUC